GAUUUUCUUGAUUCUUUAUUUUUUCACUCAAGAACCAGUGAUGCACAUUAGUACAAAACCUUUCAAAUGGAAUAAGUGUAACAAAUCUUUUAAACAAGGCUCACACUUUACUAUGCAUCAGAUAGGCCAUGCUGAAGAGAAACAAUUUCUAUGUGAUAUAUGUGGCAAGGUCUUCAAUCAGAAAUCAAACCUUAGAAGUCAUCAGAGAAUGCACACUGGAGAGAAGCCUUAAAAAUAUAAUGAAUGUGGCAAGGUCUUUAGUCACAGUUGCUACCUUGUACAACAUCUGAUAAUUCAGACUGGGGGAAAAUCUUAUAAAUGCAAUGAAUGUGGCAGGGUCUUUAGUCACAGAUCAUAGCUGGCAAACCAUCAGAGAAUCCAUACUGGAGAGAAACCUUAUAAUUGCAGUGAAUGUGGUAAAGUGUUCAGUCAUAGGGCAUCCCUAGUAAAGCAUCAAAGAAUCCAUACUGGAGAGAAACCUUACGAAUGUAAUGAAUGUGGUAAAGUGUUCAUUUGUAACUCACACCUUGCAGAACAUCUGAUAAUUCACAAUGGAGAGAAACCUUUUAAAUGUAAUGAAUGUGGCAAGGUGUAGUCCAGUUCCCACCUUGCUUGUCAUCGUAUCAUUGAUACUGGAGAGAAACCUUACAGAUGUAAUGAGUGCGGACAGAUCUUCAGUCACAAUUCAUACCUUGCAUGUCAUCAGAGGAUUCAUACUGGAGAGAAACCGUACAAAUGUGAAUGUAGCAAAGUAUUCAGUGAAAACUCAUCUCUAGCACAUCACUGGAGAAUUCAUACUAGAGAGAGACCUUACAAAUGUAAUGAGUGUGGCAAGGUCUUCAAUCAAAUAUCACACCUUGUAAAUCAUCGAACAAUUCACAUCAGAGAGAAACCAUACAAAUGCAAUGAAUGUGGAAAAGUGUUGCAUCAAAUUUCACACCUUGCCCAACAUCAAAUAAUUCACACUGGAGACAAACCUUUCAAAUGUAAUGAAUGUGGCAAGGUAUUUAGUCACAACUCCUACCUUGCACAACAUCUAAUAAUUCAUACUGGAGAAAAGCCUUUCAUAUGUAAUGAAUGUGGCAAGGACUUCAGACAGAAGUCAUACCUAGCAAGUCAUCAGAGAAUCCAUACUGGGGAGAAACCUUACAAAUGUAGUGAAUGUGCCAAUGUUUUCAGGUAUAGGUCAUCUCUAGCAAAGCAUCAAAGAAUCCAUAGUGGAGAGAAACCUUACAAAUGUAAUUAAUAAUGUUAAUCGUGUUAGGGUUAGUCUUGUCCUUUCCUUUGAAGCAAAAGGAUGAUAAAGAGUAACACAAAAGCAUAUGCAAAUAGAAAACUCCCAGGCAUAAAUUAGU
Molecule: messenger RNA, 1355 nt
Organism: Fukomys damarensis (Damara mole-rat)
Lineage: Eukaryota; Metazoa; Chordata; Mammalia; Rodentia; Bathyergidae
Product: zinc finger protein 83-like
Biological process (GO): regulation of DNA-templated transcription
Molecular function (GO): DNA-binding transcription factor activity, RNA polymerase II-specific; RNA polymerase II cis-regulatory region sequence-specific DNA binding
Source: RefSeq, a predicted model, not a curated record